Messenger RNA from Tachysurus fulvidraco (yellow catfish), 1467 nucleotides. RefSeq names its product ketohexokinase (gene khk). The coding region runs from base 97 to 1131 and encodes 344 amino acids. The transcript is spliced from 9 exons. NCBI's taxonomy places the organism in Eukaryota, Metazoa, Chordata, Actinopteri, Siluriformes, Bagridae. The record is from RefSeq and is a predicted model, not a curated record. Gene Ontology annotation, biological process: fructose metabolic process. Gene Ontology annotation, molecular function: ketohexokinase activity.
UCAGUCCAUGUUCCACUCGCCAACCCAUACACAUACACAGACACACACACACACACACACACACACACACACACACACACACACACAGAGUAAGUCAUGGAGCAGAAGAGGAUCCUGUGUGUCGGUUUGGUGUGUUUGGACAUCAUUAACGUGGUGGACACAUUUCCGGAAGAGGACACAGACACCAGAUGUGUGUCCCAGAGGUGGCAGCGAGGUGGGAACGCCUCAAACUCCUGCACAGUUCUGUCUCUGCUCGGUGCUCCAUGUGCCUUCAUGGGUUCUCUGGCUGCAGGACCAAUCGCUGACUUCAUCCUGAAUGAUUGUAAAAUGUACAACAUUGAUGUGUCUCUUGUUACUGAGCAUGCUCAGUGCUCAUGGCCCACCUCCGUCAUCAUCUGCAACCAGACCAAUGGCUCACGGACCAUCCUGCACAUGAACAGCUUCAUCGUGGGGGAUUUUAGCCGCCGUGGUGUGGAUAUUUCUGCUGUAGCGUGGCAGCAGUGUGGCGAGACGCCAUGUGCGUGUUGUAUUGUUUGUCAAAAGUCGGGUUCUCGCACCGUGGUUCUCUACGACACAAACCUCCCUGAUGUUCAUUCUGAUGAUUUCUCCAAGCUGGACCUCAGUCAGUUUCAGUGGAUUCACUUUGAGGGUCGUAAUGCUGAUGAACAGGUGAAGAUGAUCCAGCAGGUGAAAAGCUACAAUGCUACACAGGAGGUGAAGAACAGGAUCACUGUCUCUGUGGAGAUUGAGAAAACUCAUCAGUCACUCUAUCAGCUCUUCAGUCAUGGAGACGUGGUGUUUGUGAGUAAAGACGUAGCGAUGCAUUUCGGCUUUCAGUCUGCGUCCAGUGCACUGAAGGGGUUUUACAGCCGUGUGAAAGACGGGGCUGUGCUGAUCUGUGCCUGGGCGGAGAAGGGUGCCGACGCAAUGGGUCCGGAUGGUACGGUACUGCAUUCUGAUGCUUUUCCUCCUGAGAACCUGGUGGACACACUCGGAGCUGGAGACACCUUUAAUGCGGCGGUCAUUCACAGCCUGGCUAACGGAGGGUCUUUACAGGAAGCGCUCACAUUUGGCUGCCAGAUUGCUGGAAAGAAAUGCGGCGUUCACGGCUAUGACGGGAUCGUGGAGUGAAAACAGAGCUGAAGAUGCAGAUGUUCAGAAACAUCACGUGUGGUUUAAACCCCAUGCUCCUGCUGAUCGGCAGCUCUAACACAUUCAUCAUCUUUACAAUAAAGAGGCAGCUGACCGGCCUCGUCCCAAAUCUACAGCUAGAGCUCUCCCUUAUACACUUACACAUGAGUCAAGGGCUGAGACCCAGAGACACUGAAAUAUUAAUUCACAGUAUAAAAUAAAUAUAAUAUUGCUUUGGUAUGUAAUAAUAAUAAUAAUAAUAAUAAUAAUAAUAAUAAUUAUACAUUUAAAGAAGAAAGAGUAAGAAAAACAUGAGCAAAUGUAAAUAAAUAAAAA